UUUAAAUUUAUAUCUGAUUUUUAUAUGGUUCGUCUUCUUUUAACUUGUUUAAAUGUAUUUAGUUGGUACUUUAAUUUUUUUGACCUAGUUGUUGUAUUUUGUCAUUUAGGUUGAUAUUUUUGCACUAAUACCGUUAGUUUGUAUUAAUGUAGUAUAUUAAUAGUCAAUUUGUUGAUGGCAUGUGACAAUUUUUAAUAUGUUAUCUAGCAACUAUAAAUUUUAAAAAUCUAAAAUAUAUAAAUUAGUUUUAUUAAAAAUUUUAUUUAAAAGAAGUUAUACUAUUUCUAUCGUAUUUGUUUCAUUUUAAUUUAAAAUAAAUCUAUUUUUAUACAUUAUUAGAAUAGCAAUCUUUCCUAUUUACUUUUAGCGCCAUCACUUUCCUAGCAAACCAAACACAAAAAUAAAGUCCUCUUUUACUUUUUUUCUAUUUUCAUUUUCUCCCUAGCACACUUUCUAGUUCUUUUGAAGUUUUUUUUCUUUUUGAGUUAAAAGAUAAAAGAGGAUUAAAUUAUAAAAAUUUGAAAAUUAUAAGGUUGGGAUGAUAAUCGUUGGUGACAAUUCAUUCAUUGAAUCAAGAGUCGUAAAUAGAUGAAGAUAAUUAGAGUUUAGAUUCAUAAAGGGAUUUGGAGUUCAAGAGGAAGAAGGGAGAUAACUUGGAGGGUGAGAGGAGAGAGCCAAUUGCCUUACUUCAAUGUUUGCAGGCUUUAAAAGGGGAUGUCCUUGGUCAUUCCUCAGGUGCCAUGUCCCGUCUCCACACUAACUUUGUACUCUUUAGAAUCAAGUCCCCCUAUUGAUGCCCCGUCUUGUAAGUGUAAGUUGUUAUGUUAGGACAAUGGAUAUAAGCAAUGUACGAGUGAUAUAGAUUCUGUUCAUGUUAAGUUAUAAUUUAUCAUAAUGUGAUUUUGUGGUGCUUAAACCUCGUAAAAUCACUAAUAUGACAUGCUAGAAUAGCAUAAUUACAUUGACAUGUCACAAGUAAUUUUUUUAAUGUUUCUAUUUGUCACAUUAUCUUCUUGAUCAACUAUUAUUUUCAUUAGUGGAAUGUCUCAAUUGUGUUGUUAUUAUUAUUUGGAAUUUCUUUAUUCAUAUCAAAUUAGGGGGAUUAUAGGGGCGUAAUCGAGCGGAGCUCAAGCUUGAUACUUGAGCUCGAUCAAAUAUUUAUUUUUAAGCUCAAGCUUUGAUUGAGAUAUAUUCGAGUCACUCAAACUCAAUUAAGUUUGUUUACUAAUUUUUGUACUCAAGUUAGGGCUUAGGGUUAGUAAUUUAUAUUAAGGGCAAUAAAAUAAUUUAAUAAUACAAAAAUAUGAAAAGAUUUAUAAGGUUCAUGAGUCAUUCAAGUCGAGCAUUACUAAGCUCGAAUUUUACUCGACCAAUUUGGUAAUUAUCGAGUUGAGCUCAAGUAGCUCGCGUUGCGGGCACUAAUGUCUUAAAUGCACCAGUAGGGGAAGUGUAGAACUAGGGUUUUUUUUAUUAUUAAAAUAAUAAAAAAUUAUGAAAAUGGUAUUGCACCCAAAUUUUUAUGAAAAUGUCAUGUAUUCUACCGUAAACAUGGGUGUUGUCAUACUGUCAGACGACACCACACUAGAUUUUCUCAUCUUGCUACCAUCAAUCCCGAUGAAGUAAGAAAAUAUUUUUUUAACUGGUACCCCAAGUGGUCAGGCAACAUUCAAAAAAUACCAAUAUUUUUGUAAACACGAAAUAUAAACUAUAGAAAUACAAAAAUGUUUUUUUUUAUAGUGGUGGCAUCGGUAUUAUUUAAGAAAAAAAAAGGGCUGAUAGAAAAGAAAGAUGAUACAAGAUGUGUUGUCAAUGUGUAAGACGAUAUCUAUUUGAAAUUUAAAAAAAAAAAGAUUGUUAAUAGGUUCCACCACACUGCCAGGUAAGGGAGAUCGAUUUAUAUAAAUAUAAGAAGAAAUGAAAGAAAGGAAAAGAAAGCUGGAAAAAAGGUUUGGGAGUGAGCUAUUGCCGGUGUUAUUUUUUUUAAAAAGGGUGGACAGAAAAAAAAAGUUGAAAUAGAAAAAAAAUUAUAAUAGUGUUGCCUGAUACAUUAGCGACACUAAUAUAUAUAUAUAUAUAUUUUAAAUAAGUCCGACAAAAAAAUAGUUAAGAAAGAGAAAAAGAAAGUUUAAUGAGUGUCACAAUACUGCCAGCUAGGAGGAUCAAUUUAUAUAAAUAAAAAAGAAAAGAUAUUAAAGAAAAAAAGAGUUGGAGUGUGUCGGUGGCUCGGUGUUACAUUCACUAAAUCGUUUGAUGUGACCAAUUGAUCGCGCGCUCACCCCCAAAUUUUUAUUUCAAAUUCCUUUUUUCUCUUUUUUUUAUUUCAAUUUUUUUCUUGUAAGUCACAUUUAAAAGAAAAUUAAUAUCGACACCGUAAAUGUGUUAGACAACACAAAAAAUUAUUAUUUUAUCCUGCAUUCCAUUUUUAGUGUAUUUAGGAUAAUUAAUUUGUAUUUGAUAAUUUUUGUAAUUUUUUUAUUUUUAUAUAAAAAAAACCUUUAGAACUAUAAAAUGAAAGCCCAAUCCCCCAAUUUGAAGUUAAAUCGAGCCCACACAGACCAGGAAAUCCCCCAAAACCCUAACUCUAUAGUUGCAAUUUCGACGUUUCUCGCUCGGAAAAGAAAAAGCGUCAGAAAAAAAACCAAACCCAGUUCUGAAACCAAAGAACCCGACCAAGAUUUCAUGGUUAAACCCCAAACCAAAUUGUAUAACCCAAACGACGAUACUCCUAAAGUGUGUUCGAUGCCUGCCGAUGGGGAUUCUAUGGUUGCAAGUAUUGCUGCUUCUGCUGACCCGCUUGCACUCUUUAACGAUAGUACUCCUAAAGAGUGGUUGAGAAAUGUUGUGUUGCCUGAUGGUUGGGAUUCUAUGUUGGAAAAGAAGAUUGUAGUGAUGGAAAUGGAAAGGAAGAAAUCGGAUGAAGCUUGUGGUGAUGAGAAAAAUGAAGUUGAAGUUCAAGUGAAGAAGAAAAAGAAAAAGAAAAAGAAGAAGAAGAAUAAAGAGGAUGGUGAUGUGGAACCUGAAGUGAAGACUGAGAAGGAGAAGGAAGAUGAGGUUGAAGCCGGUUCAAUAGAUACUGAGAGGAAAAAGAAGAAGAGCAAAGAGAGUGAUGAGGCUGUUGCUGCUGCUGUUGAUGGUGCUAAUGACAUAGGGGCUGAUGAAAUUGAAACAAAGAAAAAUAAGAAGAAGAAGAAGAGCAAUGAGAAUGUAGAUGCUAUUGAGGCUAUUGCUGUUGCUGUUGUUGAUAGUGCAAUUGAUGUAGGGAGUAAUGAAAUUGAAAAGAAGAAGAAGAAGAGCAAUGAAAAUGAGGAUGCUAUUGAGGCUAUUGCUGUUGUUGAUGGUGCAAUUGAUGUAGGGAGUGAUGAAAUUGAAAAGAAGAAGAAGAAGAGCAAUGAAAAUGAGGAUGCUAUUGAGGCUAUUGCUGUUGUUGAUGGUGCAAUUGAUGUAGGGAGUGAUGAAAUUGAAAAGAAGAAAAAGAAGAAGAGCAAUGAAAAUGAGGAUGCUAUUGAGGCAAUUGCUGUUGUUGAUGGUGCAAUUGAUGUAGGGAGUGAUGAAAUUGAAAAGAAGAAAAAGAAGAAGAAGAACAAAGAGAAUGAGGAGGCUAUUGAGGCUAUUGCUGUUGCUGUUGUUGAUAGUGCAAUUGAUGCAGGGAGUGAUGAAAUUGAAAAGAAGAAAAAGAAGAAGAAGAAGAAGAACAAAGAGAAUGAGGAGGCUAUUGAGGCUAUUUCCGUUGUUGAUGGUGCAAUUGAUGUAGGGAGUGAUGAAAUUGAAAAGAAGAAAAAGAAGAAGAAGAAGAAGGGCAAUGAAAAUGAGGAUGCUGUUGAGGCUAUUGCUGUUGUUGAUGGUGCAAUUGAUGAAGGGAGUGAUGAAAUUGAAAAGAAGAAAAAGAAGAAGAAGAAGAAGAGCAAUGAAAAUGAGGAUGCUAUUGAGGCUAUUGCUGUUGUUGAUGGUGCAAUUGAUGUAGGGAGUGAUGAAAUUGAAAAGAAGAAAAAGAAGAAGAAGAAGAAGAGCAAUGAAAAUGAGGAUGCUAUUGAGGCUAUUGCUGUUGUUGAUGGUGCAAUUGAUGUAGAGAGUGAUGAAAUUGAAAAGAAGACAAAGAAGAAGAAGAAGAAGAAGAAGAAGAAGAACAAAGAGAAUGAGGAGGCUAUUGAGGCUAUUGCUGUUGUUGACGGUGCAAUUGAUGCAGGGGCUGAGGAUGAAACUGAAAAGAAGAAAAAGAAGAAAAGAAAAAGAAAAGAUGCAGCAGAGGAGUAGAUGAGCAGGUUUCAGAACUUUACUUUUGAUUACAAAAUCCUUUUUUUUGCUUGUACUUUUGGCAACUAUUGUUACUUUGUUGUAAUUUUAGUGGUUUGAUUUUGUGUAUUCUCCAUUGUUGUUGGUGAUAAUGGUAGCUUAUGAAUGAAAUUGUGAAGAAAAUUUUGAAGAA
Molecule: messenger RNA, 4423 nt
Organism: Gossypium raimondii (Peruvian cotton)
Lineage: Eukaryota; Viridiplantae; Streptophyta; Magnoliopsida; Malvales; Malvaceae
Exons: 2
Coding region: 2509-4251 (580 amino acids)
Biological process (GO): transcription by RNA polymerase I
Source: RefSeq, a predicted model, not a curated record